Molecule: messenger RNA, 1718 nt
Organism: Rhipicephalus microplus (southern cattle tick)
Lineage: Eukaryota; Metazoa; Arthropoda; Arachnida; Ixodida; Ixodidae
Product: snake venom 5'-nucleotidase
Biological process (GO): AMP catabolic process
Cellular component (GO): plasma membrane
Molecular function (GO): metal ion binding; nucleotide binding; 5'-nucleotidase activity
Source: RefSeq, a predicted model, not a curated record
AUGCGGCUUGUCGGCGUCCUGGUUUGGGCCUUCCUGGUGUUCUCGCCUCGGAUUCAUCAAGUGCGCGCCGACUUCACGCUCACCGUGUUGCACACGAACGACGUGCACUCGCACAUUGACGAGAGCAGCAAGUACGGCGGUCUCUGCACCGAAAACCGGGAGCAGUGCGUCGGUGGCAUCGCCAGGAUAGUAACCAAAGUAAAAGAGCUAAAGAAAACGUAUCCAAAUACAAUAUUUGUGAACGCCGGCGACUUCUUUCAAGGCACAGCUUGGUACACUGUGCUGCAAUCAGCACUUGUGUCUGAAGUGAUGAUCGCGAUGGGCUACGACUACGCGUGCCUCGGGAACCACGAGUUCGACAAUGGACCCCGAGGACUGGCUCCAUUCCUCGAAAAAGUCUCCCGUUCAUCUCUCAAGAUAGUCAGCUGCAACACCGACUUUUCUCGCUCUAGCAGUCUGCGCCACAUCGACGUACCAAAGUCGAUCAUGGCGAGGAUGCAGAAUACCAGGAUUGGAAUAAUUGGCGCCGUUACUGAGGACACCAAGGUCCUUUCCAACCCAGGGUCAGUUGAAUUCCUCGACGUGGCUAAGUCGGUACAGAGAGAAGCGACGGUGCUGAAGAAGAUGGGCGCCAAGAUUGUCAUAGCCAUCACGCACAUCGGCUAUAUGCAGGACAUUGAACUGAUGCGAAACAUCACCGGCGUGGACUUGAUUAUCGGUGGCCACACGAACACAUUUCUAUACAAUGGAAAUGAUCACCCGCCCGAAAACGUACCUGUCGGUCCUUACCCAACGACAGUGAAGAUGAGAGAUGGCACAACUGGUCUCGUCGUUCAAGCAUUCUGGUUCGGCAAAUAUCUCGGUUUUCUCAGAGUCACUUUUGACGACAAAGGGAGAGUCAAGUCCUGGUCGGGAAAUCCGAUUCUGAUCAAUUCGUCGAUCCCGGAAGACCCUUACAUAUUGAGUGUAAUCGAGCCGCACCGCGAGACGGUGUACCAAGCAAUGCGUCUACGCGUGGGCAGCUCGAGAGUGUCCCUGGAGCACGCUGAGGACGUGUGCCGGCUGCGCGAGUGCAACCUGGGAAACCUCGCGGCCGACUCGUACUUUCACUACUAUUCCAACAGGAAGCCACGCUCCCGCAACGUGUGGUCGAACGUGAAUGCGGCUGUCGUGAAUGGGGGUAGUCUGCGCGCACCAAUUCCAAGAACAGCGAGUGUGACGAUGGGAGACGUCUUGUCGGCGCUGCCUUUCGGUCAGACAAUCGUCGUCGCAACAAUGAGUGGAAAGAGCCUCAGGAAGAUGAUGGAGUACUCGGUGGCGACGUACAACGUUUCUUCACCAGCCGGUUCCUUCCUUCACGUGUCGGGUAUGAAAGUUGCGUUCAAUAUGACACGACCGGCCUACGAUCGACUUGUCCGGCUAGAGAUCCUUUGCACCAGAUGCUACGUUCCCAAAUACGAAGAUGUCCGGGACGACGCCGUGUACAACAUCGCCACGACCGAUUUCCUGGCCAAGGGUGGAGAUGGUUUCGACGUGUGCGCUAACGUCAGCGAAGGAGGUCCGGUUGAGUACGAGCUCCUGGUCGACUACAUCAAGCAGAUGUCUCCAAUCAAAGCCGCCAUUGAAGGUCGGGUCGUGCUACAAGGAAUAAAGACCAAGGCAGUCGUGGAAAAGGAACUGACGUAUUAAGAUUGCAAAUAAAAUUGCAAAGCAGAUUU